Molecule: messenger RNA, 618 nt
Organism: Gopherus flavomarginatus (Mexican gopher tortoise)
Lineage: Eukaryota; Metazoa; Chordata; Testudines; Testudinidae
Product: phospholipase A2 inhibitor and Ly6/PLAUR domain-containing protein-like
Exons: 5
Coding region: 1-618 (205 amino acids)
Source: RefSeq, a predicted model, not a curated record
AUGGCGGCCCACCUGGCCCUCUGCCUGCUCUCAGCGCUGCUAGCCAUAGGUGGCUCCCUGAAGUGUGAACGCUGCAGCAGCUCCGACAAGGCGUGCACUGGAGAGCCGCAGGACUGCGCGCCCUCCCAGACCUCCUGCCUCAUCCUCACCUCGGAGACCAGAGUCGGGAAGGAGCACAAGCUGGGCACCUACAAGGGCUGCACCGAGAACAAGUUCUGCCCCCCGCGAUCUUCCAGCCUCAGCUCCGCCUUCGGCCUGCGUGUGCGGAGCGCCGCCAAGUGCUGCCAGCGGGACCUGUGCAACACGGGGGCCGUGAGGUUGCCACGGGCCCAGCCCAAACCCAGUGGGCUGAAGUGCCCGGGCUGCCUGUCCGACAGCACCGAAUGCCAGGCCAAUGAGACCGUCAGCUGCCUGGGCGCCGAGAACCACUGUGUCUACUUUGCUGGAUCCAUCAUAGCCGGCACCCGGAAUUACACCUACGCCGUGCGCGGCUGUGCCACCAAAAGCACCUGUGUCAGCAAGGUGGGGGUGUAUAAGCUGCCCGGGGUCUUCACCGACAUCGUGAUCACGUCCGAAUGCAGCCCGGCCCCCACACCCGGCCCCAAGCAGAGCACUUAG